AUGUCCCUUGCAGAUGCAAAGCUGUCUUUUCCAGUCCACAGUUUAACAAUGAAAAGAAGUGGUGAAGAUACAUCACAGGAAUGUAAAAAGGUACAUGUUAGAUUGUGUAACUAGUGUUGCAAUAUUAUGCGCAGUAGAGAUGUGCAAUGCAAUUCAGGAGAAUGACAUUAAAUUCUUCUUUAAGAACAGGCAACUAAGAUUAUAGAGAAUUACAAUAUAUUUUCUCCUGAAUGUAUUGCUAAUCUACUGCAUGGCAGUAUUUUGUGUGAUUUCCCUAAAAUAAGCCACUGUGACAAUUCAUAUUGAUGUCAUUUCAUUUCCUACUUCUUAACUUUAGACUACCUCAAAAACAAGACAUGCAGACGUAGACAUGGAUACAAAUGAUGAUAGUAGCGAUAAUGAAGAUCCAUCUUUUCACAUGGAUGAUGAAGAAAUGUUUUGUGAUGUUCCAGCUGCAAGAAGACAAAUAAGCAAUAUGUGUAGGUAGACAGCAAACUAAUGAUAAGUCAAGUGUAAGGGACAGUCAAUUCUCUCUUAGCAGACACCUCUAAAAGACAGCCACCUUCCUAAAACAGACACCCAGGGAUUGUACCUGCCUUUUGUUACACCUUUUAGUUGACUCUCUAUAAGAUGAACAUCCCUCUAAGGCAGGCACGUAGCACUGGUCCCAAAGGUGUCCAUCUUAGAAAGAGUUGAGUGCUUUGUGCAAUUGAUGCUACGAAAACGAAGCUGUGUUUUCACAGUAAUAGCCCAGGAGGGCUAGUUUGAUUCGCUCUUGUAGUUAUUCUCCAUAAUGCAGCUGAUCACUACGGUUAUGUAGGUACACAUAACUUACAUGGAUAGAUGAACACCAUUGGAACCAACCCUCAGUGCCAUCUAAGAGAGAUACUCAUCUUGUGUACAUGUAGAGUUACAUGAGAGGAGUAAAGAAAGGCAGGGAACAAAUCUAGGUGUUCAUUUUGGGAAGGUGUCUUUCUUUCAGGGGUGUCUGUUAAAAGAGGGCUGACUGCACAGUACUGUCAGCUUAGGGACACCUCCCUAAAAUGGACACCUAAGAAUCGCCAUCAUAUUUCUUUGCUCCAUUCAUGUGACUUUGUAUAAGAAAGACAUGUCUCUGAGAUGGACACCAGUUCAAAAAGGAUUUAUCAUAGAGAGAGUUGACUGUAAUAGGGACGUUAUAGUUGUCUCCUUGGAUGGCUCUGUGUUGUGAAUGUACACUGUACACUCUGUGUUGCCAUUCUAACUGUAGACUGUAUCUUCUCUUUAAAGUGGAAGAUAAUUGUACAGAUACUGCAGAAGCAUUAGUCAAGUUUACCACUCAGUUUGAAGAAAGGUAAGUCGUACAGUUGUAAAUAAAUCAUCUCGCUCUUAAAAAGUAAGCUUUCAGACAUCUGGACCUUUUAGAUUGCACUUGAAUAUUCCCAAAUUUUUUUAUGUAAAAUGCAGAUUCACAAUAAUUUAUACUGUGUAUAUAUAUUUUUGAUUUUUUAUGAAGCUUGACUCAAAGGUACCUGUUACCUUCGUGAAUAACAGGAGUGAGUUUAUAUGAAAAUCUUGAAAAUUGAAGAUCUUGCUCGCUGAUCUUGAAUUUUCAGCUUCUUUCCAACAAGUUCUCAAAUUUUAACCCUGACUCUAGAUUCUAGACCUUUUUUUAAAAUGCCAGUACACCUCGAGCAGCUGGCAACUCACAUGCACAUUCAAAUUCUGAUUGAUUAUCAGAUAUGGUGAAACCCACCCGUAUUUUUACAUGGGUCCACUGACAGAAGCCAUCAAGGAGGCUGGAGGAGCUUCAGCUAAAGAGGUAAAUAACGAUAAAACAGUCAAGAGAAUUCUCAAUGGUCAGUAGUCAUCUGUUUACAAGGUAGUUUUGCGUGAUUGAAUUUGGAGAUGAUGAGUGUGUAGAACAUUAGAGACGUUUAUAUUGGAGGACAUGGACGACGACGAUGAUGUUACAAUGUAAUUAUCGAACUUAAAGUAUUCUCAAAAAGUAGAAGCCCCAGAAAGCUUCUUUGUACUUUUUUUCACCAGAAAACUUAGCAUUGUCAUUUUUAUUGAAUGGGGUAAGCCCUCUCCCGAUCACAAAAUGAUAAAAGUUCUAACACUACGUUAUUCUUGCUAGAACUCGUAGUAGAAUGAUGACGGCUACCACGUUUUCCCGCCAAAAUGACGCUGAUUCACGUGCGCGCGCUCAUUACCAGGGUCGUGAUUCAGCUGAUAUCUGUUGUUCAGCCCUAGUCAAACUCAUUAUUUUAACACCAGAAAAAGGCGGGUUUUAUGCACCCGACCAUAGGUGUUAUUCUUUGCAUUUAAUAUCUACGUAUGAUUGUAUAUCUUUACUAAUAAAUUUGCGGCUUUGUUAUGAAUCUUACUUCAGAGAAGACCUUUGCUCAUAUACCUUCAUCAUGAUGGUAGCAUCUUAACAAAUGUAUUUUGUAGGUAAGUAUCAAAUGACGUUGUGUAGUGAAUAGGCCAUUUGCACUAAGAGGUCAUGUGACAUCGUUUUUAUGAAAAUGAAAGUUAUAUGAUUUUACCUUCGAAAAACGAUUAGUGGGUCAUAUCUUAAACAAAAUAAUAGUGAUUUGGUUUGUCAAACCCGCACCAUUUUAUUAAAAUGAGUAACUUCGUAGCUGGUCACGUGACCAAAAUAUGAUUUUUAAAAUUAGGAAUUACACCUUUCUGAACACAAAUUUUGCACUUAAAGUUCAAGGGAAAUGUUGAAAAGAUGAGGUGGUAACGUUUACAGCACAUCUGAGCGUAACUAUCAAACGUUUAACAAGAUAUGAGCAAAAAGUAGUUUUGGCCGCCAUGUUGGAGGGCAAGAGUAUGCCCUCCAACAUGGCGGCCAAUACAAAUCAUACUGCUUUGCUGAAAAAUCAAAGUGCCAUAAAAUAUCUCCCUUAAAUGCGUUUCCUCUCAAAUUUCGGGUGUAAGAUAAUUUUUAUAUGCUCUGUCAAUUUUCGGCAUCAGCAAGAUUCCAACUCAUCGUUUAAAUGAAGCAUUGGUCACGUGACCUGUUAGUGCAACUGGCCUAUUUUUUAAGACUGCGAACUUGCACCUCUUAUGGCAACCACAUUGAUGAUGAUGCUGCGUGAUGCAAUGGUCUGUUUUGUUCCGUCAUCCCUGCCUUCUAUAUAAAGCCGAAAACUUCCUUUUCAGUCUGUUCCGAUUAGAUACUUGUUCUCCCUUUGCUUCGCUCUCUAGGAAUGGGAUGUAGGAAAGUUAGAGUAGGAACGGGUAACGGUGAAACAGUUUCAAUAGCCAGUGCCCCCUCUUCCUCUCCGCCACCCCACUUCCACGCACAGGAAAUUCCUGGAUCCGCCCAAAUACACCUCAAGAAACUGCUGAUCAAUACGGAGCCUAGUUCUGACUGGACACUCUUAUUAGUUUUCAUUUAAAACUGUGCAGCCUGCCUUCCCUUUUUUAAGUAUGUUAUAUUUUUAUUUUCUUUUUGUAGUCAACUGAUUUGUUCGGAAACGAUAGUAAACUACAUCAGCGGUAACUUUGUUGUGUGGGCGUGGGACAUGACUCACAACUCUAACAGAGCAAGGUGUGUGUAUAAACUGUUUCAUUUAUUUUUUCGGCACAUAGCGGGAGAUCCCGAGCUGGAAAGACAGCUCCAUCUUCAUCCCUCGGGCAACCAUGCACUACAGCGAAAACUUUGCUUCAUCUUGGUCCCGUGCGCAUCCAGUCACUCUAAAUGAAUAUAAUACAAUAGCUGUUCCAUCGACAUUGAUCUCUAUUUUCCUCGCAUUAAAGCUUGGUGUCUACAUGACUUACCUGUAAAAACCUCCAGUUUUCUGCGACGUAAUCGGAAGUUGUCGACGUCAGACGUUUUCAUAACAUCCUAGACCCUACAGACAAAUCUUUCUAUUUAUUUCAGUGAUCGCAAACAUGCCUUGUUUGUUUGACUCGAUUUUAGUGCGAACAUGGCGCUAAGCAGAUGUCCGUGUCGUAACGCAAACCGGUCGACGAUCUUGUCCCAGAUCAUAUGGAAAUUGGAGUUUAUCAUCCAUAUAACCUUGCUUUUUUUGAAUUAUGAAGCCUUCACAUUUCCCUUAUCCAUUCACCCUUUCCUAUUGUUUCGUUCUGCUCCAGGUUCCUAGACAUGGUUACGCAACACUUUGGCAGUGUAGCAGCGAGUACUGUGCGCGGGUUUGUGGCCGAGCAGUUUCCGCUUUUAAUAGUUGGUAUGAGGAAUAGAUCGGCCAUGGAAAUAUGUUCAGUCCUUCAAGGUAAGAAAUGUUUACAUUUAAGUACAGUCUUUUUUAACUACCGCAGGGUCAGCUUGACCGGUAGAGUAUCGGUCUUGUGACAUGGUGUUCAAGGGUUCGAUCCCCGGUUGUACCAGUCCUCACUCAGAGUAUAUAUAAGAGCUCUUUGAGAUGACCGAGAGAGUAAAGCUAUAUUUUACUAUUUUUCACCAGAAACUUUAGUACGGUUAUUUUUAUCCCGAUCGCAAAAUGAUAAAACCCUUAACAUUUGAUAACUUGUUUCCGACACUUCGACAUUUGCGCUGAAACUUGUAUUAGAGUGGCGACAGCUAUCGUGUUUUCCCGCCAAAAUGAGGCUGGUUUACGUGCGCACACUAGUUAGUUUUGAGGAAAUUUCGUUCUCGUAGUCUUGCUUGUCGUAAUUUAAAGAUCUCUAGUAAAAUACUAUGAUUCAAGUCACCUCCUUUGCUCUACAAACAACUUCAUGCGACUCGGAUGAGACCGUACAAAUGGCAUGGUUUCCCCUUCAAUGGGUGGCACAAAACAGUCGUCGCUUUAAUUUCAUUUUGCCGAAUAUAAUAUUUCUUAGAAAUUGCGCUUAAUACAAGUGCUGCCCGUUUUUGAACAGCGGUGUCAGUUGUAGAGUCAAUGUUGAGAGAUGAGGUUUUGAAGUUGUAUCGUGUAACCCAUGUUACCUUUUCUAUUGUGUACCAGGUUCAGUUACUCUUGAUGAGCUCAUGACAGGUCUCAUGAGCGCGCAUGAGACAUUUCAACAAGCCAUGGACAUCGAAAUCAGAGAAGAGGUAAACAGGCUCUUAAAUUUGCUCCUAAAAACUGAGCAUUAGGUCCUUACCUGCCUCGCAAGAAUCAUUGAACGGUUCGGAAACAUUGUCGCGCAAGGAUACAUUUUUCUGUCAGUUUUCUUCCCUAUAUUGAGCCGCACAAGGAUGGUUAUUGGGAACAUAACAAGGGAACAGGAAAUAAAACUGUACGAAGAGUAGGGUCGAACUGUAGUGAUACAGCUGUAGUGAUUGUGGUGUUUUGGAUAGGUGGUCGCUUAUGGGAGGUAGUCGUACAUUGAGGUGCGACUAUAUUUCAAAAUAAAAACCGCUUUGUAAAACUUUCAGCAAGAGUCUUAAGAUCACGUGUUAUUGUUACAGGAAGAAAGAGAGGCUAGAGAAAUGGUGAAGAGAGAACAAGAUGAGGCAUACCAGGCCUCCCUUCGUCAAGACAGGGCCAAGGUUAGGUUUCAACUUUGUUCUGACAAUUUCCGAUCAAUAAUAAAAAGACAACCAAUGUAAGGAGGCUGCUCAGAACCUCUACCUAAAAUGGUAACACAUAACAUUCACGAAUGCAGGUUUACAUAGUUCAUACUCUUAGUAGGCCGCAAAUAUUUUGAUUUUGAGCAGUUUUCCCAUGUCAGGUGUGCGCAGCGUUCCUUUAUCUCAUCCUUCAAAACCUCAAGAGUGACCAGCAUCAAUUUUCUUCUAACAAUAUGAAUACGUAAUCAAGUGAGCAGGUGAUAAGAAUUAAUAAAAUGAUCACCUAAGUAAAAAUGCUUUGUCUAACAAAUUCUCUCAACUAGUUUUUCAAAGAUCAGUAUUGAGAAUUUGUAUAUGGAUAUUGGGGAUUAAAGGGUUCAAAACUUUAUGUAUUGUACAGGAGGAAGAGAAAAAAAGACAAGAAAAAGAAGAACUACUCUCAAAGAAACUACACGAAGAACAAGCUUUACAUGAAGCCCAGCUUAAAGAGGUAAGUUCACUGCAUCUGAUUUAGAAUCAGAUUCAGUAUUGGAGACUAUGGUGACUUUGAAGGUUGCUCAUGUACUUAUUUAUUUAUUUGUUUGUUUUGUUUGUUUGCAGGCACAACGAUUAUCCCUUAUGGAUCACCUUCCUGCAGAGCCUGGGUCCGAAUGUACCGAUCCAGUUUCCAAUCUUCGGUUUCGACUUCCUGAUGGAGAAACCGUAACAAGAAGAUUCCUUGCUAGUAACCCACUUCAGGUAAGAUUUGUUUUCACUGCCUAGGAAGCCAACUGAGCAACAUUUACACAGUAUAGUUAAGACAAAUACAUCUCAGGAUCUCAUCUAAUAAUCACCUUGUACGGCUGAAAUAAAUAAUGAAACUUCUCCAGAGGAAGGUAUUGCUGUGAAUUUAUCCACAGAAAAUCUUGGAGCCACAUUGUACUGCAUUUUAAAGACGGACAUACACUUUCUUUUCUCGCAGGUUGUUUUAACAUUUGUUCAGACGCGAGGAUUCUUAGACAGUGAAUAUAAAGUAGUUACGAACUUCCCUCGGAGAGACGUGAGUAUGACUUAG
Porites evermanni is the source of this 6527-nucleotide messenger RNA. The record is from the annotation of a GenBank genome assembly. NCBI's taxonomy places the organism in Eukaryota, Metazoa, Cnidaria, Anthozoa, Scleractinia, Poritidae.